AUGGCCACUCAACUUGUGCAUCUGCCCGAGGUCGAACGCCUCAGUCCCGCUUGCAUCCGCAUCCUUGGUGGCAAUCCCAGCAAGUUCCAAUUACAAGGUACCAACACCUAUCUUGUCGGCACUGGUCCGAGGCGCUUGCUCAUUGACACUGGCGAGGGAAAGCCCUCGUGGCAAGCUGCUUUGAAGCGUGUCCUGGAUGAAGAGAAGGCCACCGUACAGGCCGCUCUCCUAACUCAUUGGCAUCCUGACCACGUCCAGGGUGUGCCUCAGCUCGAGCAGCUCGUGUCAGAUACUGCCGUGUACAAGUGCGCGCCUGCUCCGGGGCAACUAAACAUCGUAGACGGCCAGGUUUUUGAGGUCCAAGGCGCUACCCUAACCGCCGUGCACACUCCGGGUCACACUACGGACCACAUGGCCUUCGUGUUCCGAGAGGAAGACGCCCUUUUCACCGGCGACAAUGUCCUGGGCCACGGUACUGCCGUCUUUGAGGACCUCGGCAUCUACCUCCACAGCCUUACCAAAAUGGAGAGGCUCGUCUCCGGCCGUGCUUACCCCGGCCACGGUCCGGUGCUCUCUCAGGCUCGAGCCAAGAUCGCCGAGUACAUCUCACAUAGACAUCAAAGAGAACUACAGGUUAUCGAAACGCUCGGCUCGGCUAAAGACUCGUCAUCGUUGACCACCGGUGCGUGGACUCCCAUGGAGCUUGUCAAGGUCAUAUAUCGCGACGUUCCCGAAGAGCUCCAUAUACCGGCAUCGUACGGCGUGAUCCAAAUACUCAAAAAACUUCUUGCUGAAGACAAGGUUGUUCUUGAGGAUGGAGACAGAUGGCGCCUCAAGGAGAGACCAACUCUGUAG
Molecule: messenger RNA, 855 nt
Organism: Xylaria bambusicola
Lineage: Eukaryota; Fungi; Ascomycota; Sordariomycetes; Xylariales; Xylariaceae
Product: metallo-beta-lactamase superfamily protein
Exons: 1
Coding region: 1-855 (284 amino acids)
Biological process (GO): secondary metabolite biosynthetic process
Source: RefSeq, a predicted model, not a curated record